AUGCUAACAAUAAGGCCGGAUCGGUCCAUCUGGCCACCCGCAACAACAUCAAUGUCAUCAUCGUCAUCUUCAGUAACCGCAACUACGUCUACGUCAAUGUCUAAGCCCGAAUUCGGAAUGGCCGAAACAGCGCUGAGGCAACGUUUGCACUCGCCGUCGUUAUCGCAAUCGCAAUCGCAAUCGAAAUCGCUAACGAAAAUGCUAUCGAAAUCACAGUUACAGUUGCAAGAGCAACUUGUCCACGAUCGAGAAAUAAUACCCGUGAUACCCGAAGAUGCCGAAUCGCUGGCGAACACCACCAACACGACGAAUAGCAACAGUUCGCCCGAUAAUAAUCAGUUACUAGCUAUCUGUAGUGGUGGCAACGAAUCGAUAAACAAUGAACCGAUACCGAUGCCGAUGACGACAACGACGACGACGCCGAUUGCCUCGAAUAAGUUUACUAGGAAAAGAGAACGUGUAUGCAAUAAUAGUAGUAAUAGUGCUAGUAAUAGUAAUAAUAGUAAUAAUAGUGGUAAUGGUAAUAUUAGUAAUUCUACAAGUCGAAUUUCGAACUCGGCCUUUUGUAAAUAA
Molecule: messenger RNA, 573 nt
Organism: Drosophila kikkawai
Lineage: Eukaryota; Metazoa; Arthropoda; Insecta; Diptera; Drosophilidae
Source: RefSeq, a predicted model, not a curated record